AUGGCUAAAUACCAAGCGUGCAUCCUUGGAAUCAGAAUAGCAGUCGACAUGAACAUCAAAGAGCUUUUGGUCAUAGGAGAUUUUAAUUUGCUGGUACACCAAGUCCAAGAAGAAUGGUCUACCAAGAAUGUCAAGAUACUGUCGUACAUGCACUGCGUGAAGGAAUUGUGCAAGAAGUUCACAAAGAUUGAGUUCAAACACGUCCCCAGAAUUCAUAACGAGUUCGCCGAUGCCCUUGCAACCCAAUCAUCUAUGAUUCAGCAUCCACACAAGAACUACAUCGACCCUAUUGAGGUAGAGAUCAGGGAUCAACAUGCAUAUUGCUUCCAUGUGAAUGAAGAACCAAAUGGUAAAUCAUGGUAUCACGACAUCAAGAAAUUCCUUUCGACCCAGGAAUACCCAGAGAUGCUACUAAUGGUCAAAAGUGAGCCCUCAGGAGGUUAG
Molecule: messenger RNA, 444 nt
Organism: Nicotiana tabacum (common tobacco)
Lineage: Eukaryota; Viridiplantae; Streptophyta; Magnoliopsida; Solanales; Solanaceae
Source: RefSeq, a predicted model, not a curated record